GAGGGGGCGGUCGAGGCGGCGAAGGGGAGGGCGCGCGUGGGCAGCGACCGCGGGUGGAGGGCCUCGGUCGGGAGGAGUCGCCGCGGGCCCCGGGCGGUACCGGGCUGGCUGUCAGCUCGUGGCACGUCCGCCUCCGCUCGCCGCUGUCACGCUCGGCCCCGCCGGUCUGCGAAGUCUGCGGAAGCGGGCGCCGCGCGGAACCGGCCGGGCCCGAAGAUGCUGCGCGCCCGUGGGCUCAGCGCUCUGGUUGCACGGAGCGGCCGCGCGGCGCCCGUCUGGGCUCCCGCAGUCCCCGGCCUGGGGCCGGGUGGCCGCCUGGCCGGCAGGGAAUCCCAGUCAGAACAUCCAGCCUACCACUGUUCUCCGAUGCCAUGCCAGCACCGACUCAACUGUUCUUCCCUCUCCUCCGUAACUGUGAGCUGAGCAGAAUCUAUGGCACUGCAUGUUACUGCCACCACAAGCAUCUCUGCUGUUCCCCACCGUGCAUUCCUCAGAAUCGCCUGAGGUACACGCCCCAUCCAGCAUAUGCUACCUUCUGUAGGCCGAGAGAGAACUGGUGGCAGUACACUCAAGGAAGGAGAUAUGCCUCAACACCUCAGAAAUUUUACCUCACACCUCCACAAGUCAACAGCAUCCUGAAAGCUAAUGAAUACAGUUUCAAAGUUCCAGAAUUUGAUGGCAAAAAUGUCAGUUCUGUUCUUGGAUUUGACAGCAAUCAGCUGCCUGCAAAUGCACCCAUUGAAGACCGGAGAAGUGCAGCCACCUGCUUGCAGACCAGAGGGAUGCUUUUGGGAGUCUUUGAUGGUCAUGCGGGCUGUGCUUGUUCCCAGGCAGUCAGUGAAAGACUCUUCUACUAUAUCGCUGUUUCCUUGUUACCCCACGAGACUUUGCUGGAGAUUGAAAAUGCAGUGGAGAGUGGCCGGGCCCUGCUGCCCAUCCUCCAGUGGCAUAAGCACCCCAAUGACUACUUCAGCAAGGAAGCGUCCAAACUGUAUUUCAACAGCUUGAGGACUUACUGGCAAGAGCUUAUAGACCUCAACACUGGAGACUCCGCUGAUAUCGAUGUUAAAGAGGCUUUAAUUAAUGCUUUCAAGAGACUUGAUAAUGAUAUCUCAUUGGAGGCUCAAGUCGGCGAUCCUAAUUCUUUCCUCAAUUACCUGGUGCUUCGGGUGGCAUUUUCUGGGGCUACUGCUUGUGUGGCCCACGUAGAUGGUGCCGACCUCCACGUGGCUAACACUGGAGACAGUAGAGCCAUGCUUGGUGUGCAGGAGGAAGACGGCUCGUGGUCUGCGGUCACGCUGACUAAUGACCACAAUGCCCAGAAUGAAAGAGAGUUAGAGCGCCUGAAGCUGGAGCACCCGAAGAACGAGGCCAAGAGCGUGGUGAAGCAGGACCGCCUGCUUGGCCUGCUGAUGCCUUUCAGGGCUUUUGGAGACGUGAAGUUCAAGUGGAGCAUUGACCUUCAGAAGAGAGUGAUAGAGUCUGGCCCAGACCAGUUGAAUGACAAUGAGUACACCAAGUUUAUCCCUCCCAACUAUCAUACACCUCCUUAUCUCACCGCUGAGCCAGAGGUAACUUACCACCGCUUAAGACCACAGGAUAAAUUCCUGGUGUUGGCAACCGAUGGGUUGUGGGAGACCAUGCAUAGACAGGAUGUGGUUAGGAUUGUGGGCGAGUACUUAACUGGAAUGCAUCACCAACAGCCAAUAGCUGUCGGUGGGUACAAGGUGACUCUGGGACAGAUGCAUGGCCUGCUAACCGAAAGGAGAGCAAAAAUGUCAUCGGUCUUCGAGGAUCAGAAUGCAGCAACCCAUCUCAUUCGCCAUGCUGUGGGCAACAAUGAGUUUGGAGCUGUCGACCAUGAGCGACUCUCUAAGAUGCUUAGUCUUCCAGAGGAACUUGCUCGGAUGUAUAGAGAUGACAUCACAAUCAUUGUAGUUCAGUUCAAUUCUCAUGUUGUCGGAGCGUAUCAGAACCAGGAGCACUGAGUCCUGCUACCCUGGUAGUUCUCCAUUGCAGAGGGCAGAUAGACUUGGGAAAGAACCAAUAAGUUAUUCCAGUGGGCCAUCCUGACACCUCACGUCUGCUUCUCUGUAGCUAGUCCAAUACUCCAGCCUGACUGCAGCACCUAGCAUCACAAGUGUCUCUUCCGCCCUGUUGGCCCUCAGGCUAUGAAGAAUGGCAGAUAAUACCUUGAGUAGAUCAAAAGCAAGGAUCUUUCUAGGAGUAUUAGUAAAGGCAAAAAAUGCCGUCCCCAUCUGCAAACUAAGCAUCAUAAAGAUUCUAAUGUACAUGAGAGUAUCUACUACAUGAUUUUAAAAAAAUAGUCCAUGUAUUAUCACAUUUAUUUUAGCCUGAAGUAUUUUUCAGGUCCAGUACUUUAAGCCAUAAAUGACCAUGAACCUGAAAUCUGAGUUUGUGAGCUUUUUGAUUGUGCAUAGAAUAGGUCUCCCAAUGGAAAGAGCUCAGCCGCCCUUCUUUCCUGACCCAUGGUGUCCUCGGUGUGACUGGGAUACUUCGUUUUGCUACACCGAAAAGACAAUAAAGGUUCUUAGUUUUAUUUAUCCUUCUAGUGAAUGUUAACUAAAGGGAAAAUGUGUUUUUUCAGUUUGUAUUCAUGAAAAGCUUUAUUUAGUCUGAAAUAAAGAUACCCAGAAUGAAAAGAGACUGUCUGUUUAAUUCUUGUUACGUAUGGCUCCCAGCAUUUCCCUGUUCUGAGUCCCUGAAGUCUUGGCAAACUGUGUAAUGGGUGAGCAAACUGCUGCUGAGAAAUCCUCUUCAUUUGUGAGCGGAGUUCUCAUGGAAUGAGUUCAAAUAGCAGCUUGAGUAGUAGGAUUUUAAUAUUAUGACAGUUUGAGGAAUUUUUUGUUUGUCCCCACUUAGGUCAAUUAAAAUAAUUUGGAUUAAAAUUAUUAAGUGCUUUAAAUAUACUGUAGCUUGUAAUAUAUGUGUUAAGAUGUAUACAUAAGACACUUUUAAAUAGUGACCUGUGCAUGCCUGAUACAGAACACUGUCACAUCAAGUAUUUGCAGCAAUCUCCAUAAUUAUAUGCAGUCCUUUCUAAUACUGUAUCAAAGUAAAUGAAAAAUAUAUUCAAGUAGGCUUUUUAGGAGUUUAA
This is a messenger RNA of Chionomys nivalis (European snow vole), 3118 nucleotides long. It is a transcript of the gene Pdp1, whose product is annotated as pyruvate dehydrogenase phosphatase catalytic subunit 1. The coding region runs from base 372 to 1988 and encodes 538 amino acids. Lineage: Eukaryota; Metazoa; Chordata; Mammalia; Rodentia; Cricetidae. Gene Ontology annotation, biological process: protein dephosphorylation. The transcript has 2 exons. The record is from RefSeq and is a predicted model, not a curated record. Gene Ontology annotation, molecular function: protein serine/threonine phosphatase activity; cation binding.